GGGCCGCCGCCGCCUUCCGGGGCUCGGCGCGGUGGCGGCCGUAGCCGGGCAGGAUGCGCUCCCCGUGCCCGCUGCUGCUGCUGCUCGCGGCCUGCCUGCUGCUCUCGCUGCCGGAAGCCCGCGGUAGCCGGGAGCCGCCGGCGGUAGCGCUCAGCCCGGCGGUGAACGGCAGCCGCCUGCCCGCCGAACCGCACGGAGCGGCCGGCAACCGCAGCCGGGCCCAGCUGAGCCCCGUGCCCGCGCUGCUCCGAGACCUCUCCGCGCUGAAGGCCGCCGUCAUCGGGGCCUGCGCUCUCACGGCCGCGCUCAUCGCCUGCCUGCUGCUCCGCGUCUUCAGGUCAGGAAAGAGGAUUAAGAAGACCAGAAAGUAUGACAUAAUCACCACUCCAGCUGAGCGGGUAGAAAUGGCUCCUCUGAAUGAAGAAGACGAUGAGGAUGAAGACUCAACAGUGUUUGAUGUGAAGUACAGGUAGAGCAGUUCUGUGGAGCACUGGUGCCCUGCCAGGUGGCAUUCUGCUGUUGAGGGACCUGCUGAAGCCAUAACUGUGAAAGGGGAGGCUUUCAUCUCUGCAGCAUUACAACCAAACCAAGCCUCACCUCCUCGAGGUGCUGUUUGUAUGGCAGGCUACAAAUCUUCCGACCAAAAUGUCACCAUUCAGUUCCCUGGUUUCCAAACCACUAUGUUGGAAUGAUGGAGAUCCUCCUCGCCAACUCAGCUCCCUCUUGCUUUAAGAGGACUGCUAUGUCACUAAAGCAUGACAGGAUUCAGCCCUGUGUACUAACCUGCAGCUCAUUAUGGUCUAAAUAAGUUUUGCAGAAGAAGGAAGAAGAGGAAGAUUCAAUCAAGCUGCCUCAAGGACUUAUUUCCCAAUUCAGUACUUUAGCCACUGUUAAACUUUGCUCGCUGUAGAACAGUUCAUACAUUUAAAUAUUAAGGAGGGUAUUUUCUUUCUGGCCUUACAGAAGUGACUUGUGACUUUAGGUGGUAAAAAUGUAAGCCGUGUUGAAAUGCCGUACUAUGUUUAGUACAGGAUUUUAAGGGGAAUAAGGUGAGAGGUUGACUCAUGCAGAAAAUUUUCUUGACUUGCUACUGAUUUUUUAAACAUUAUAGUUGCACUAAGCUUUCAUAAUGACAUUUUCAUUGUCCCUAGGAGCUUUGAUCAGACCAACAAUAAAUGAGAUCACAGGGAAAUAGGAGGAAUCAGACAUGCCCUAAACUACAACAAUCUUGGAUUAAAAAAAAAAAAAAAAGAUAUAUUUUUGUAAUUUUCUGCCCUUCCACA
This is a messenger RNA of Lagopus muta (rock ptarmigan), 1283 nucleotides long. It is a transcript of the gene FAM174B, whose product is annotated as family with sequence similarity 174 member B. The transcript is spliced from 3 exons. Lineage: Eukaryota; Metazoa; Chordata; Aves; Galliformes; Phasianidae. The record is from RefSeq and is a predicted model, not a curated record. The coding region runs from base 54 to 473 and encodes 139 amino acids.